CAUAACGUAGGAAAUGUCCUUCUAAACUAUUUUAUGAUGUGUUUUCUGUAUGGAAAAAUGCGCACGUUUUCCCCUUCCCCAACAACCUACGUUGCGUCUAUAAAAGAAGCCCGUCUGGCGCAUCCCCCCACCCUCUACACUCACAUUGCUCUUGUGUAUUUAGCUGCUCAAGACUUAGCGCUAGUACAAAGAACUCCAUCAUUUUCUUCCAACUUGACAUCAGUGCCAGCAUGUUUUCACCUGCCUCUCUUUUCGUCGGCGCACUGUUGGCCACGGCCACUGCGGUUCAAGCUUUCCCAUCCGGCAUGAUCUCCAAUCAGCACCGCCUGCACGCGCGUCAGAACAUCCAACCUGCUCUGGACCCCUCUUGCGAUGCCAUCUUUGGCACGUCAAGCAACGAGACCUUUUCACGCAACCUAUUUGUUGCCGGCGACGCGUGGCUGCAGGGCUUUACCGCUCCAGUCAACGCUUCGAUCUGUUCGUUGUCGUUUGAGGUUGUUCCACUUCAAAGUGGUGCGGCUGCUACUGCCACUUUGAGCUUGUAUGACUCUUCGGUGCCCCAGAAUCUCAUUGUUGCCGGUGAAGCUACCCCGUUCGUUAGCUCCGUUGCUACUACCAAGGGAGACCGUCUUGUUUUCGUCUUUUGCGGCAAUGACUCGCGCCCCAUCAUCGCCGAUGACACGAUCGCCCUCACCAUCAACCUCACCUCUGUCAACGUUCCUGGUGUUCCUCUCACCCUCGGCUUCCAGCGCUCCGAUGCCUUUGGUGUCUUCUUGGGUCCUUCCUACCCUGGUCCACUCAACGUCUUGAACGAAGGUCUUGUCUUCAACCUUACCACAUCCGACACUCCCGCCGUCUGUCUUGCCCCAGAGCCUUCGACCACUAGCACUGCGACCACCACCGCCACUGCUACCGCAACGACAGUGACCACCACCACCGUGGCCACCACAACUGUCGCGACCACCAAGCCUGCCACCAAGACAACCUCGACCACUACUUCUCCUAGCUCCACCCCCACUCCUGGAGCAUGCACCGGUGACUGCUCUAGCUGUCGCGAAACGGCCUGGGAUUCCUGCCCGAACGCAAAGGCCUACACUGACUGUGUAAAGUCCCCCACUCUUUCUCUCUGCUACCGCCUAGCCUGCGCACCCAACCAAAAGAACCGCCAAGCUUAUCUCGACCAGUGCGAGCAGCUCGAAAUCUGGGCUCGCUUCACCCACGAUGACGACAUUCCCGGCGGCUGGUAAAAACCUUUUAUGAUGUAAAUUUAACACUGUGAUUAUGUGUUUCUUUGUGGUUUAAUGGGUGGAAAAAAAAACCGAGGUUAUAUAGCGUCCUGCCUUAGAUGGGAUGUCUGUAAUUAUAUGUGCGAUAUCGAAGGAAAUGGAACGAGCUGAUGGUUAUAGUCUUUAGUGAAAUAUAAACAAAAAGGAGCUAUUCCUUAAAUAUAUUUGCUUGCAAUGA
Molecule: messenger RNA, 1464 nt
Organism: Spizellomyces punctatus DAOM BR117
Lineage: Eukaryota; Fungi; Chytridiomycota; Chytridiomycetes; Spizellomycetales; Spizellomycetaceae
Exons: 2
Coding region: 231-1247 (338 amino acids)
Source: RefSeq, a predicted model, not a curated record